This is a messenger RNA of Cinclus cinclus, 5498 nucleotides long. It is a transcript of the gene NUCKS1, whose product is annotated as nuclear casein kinase and cyclin dependent kinase substrate 1. The record is from RefSeq and is a predicted model, not a curated record. The transcript is spliced from 8 exons. Bases 285 to 1169 code for a protein of 294 amino acids. Lineage: Eukaryota; Metazoa; Chordata; Aves; Passeriformes; Cinclidae. Gene Ontology annotation, cellular component: cytoplasm. Gene Ontology annotation, biological process: double-strand break repair via homologous recombination; interstrand cross-link repair. Gene Ontology annotation, molecular function: double-stranded DNA binding; single-stranded DNA binding.
ACCAUUUUGCGGGGGGGAGCGGCGGGAGCGGGACCGGCACCGACACCGGGACCGCGACCGGGAUUGAGGGCGCGACACCGGGAUCGCGGCCGGGAUCGGGAUCGGGGAGCGGCACCGGAGGCGGCGGCGGCGCCUGACGGGGGAGCGGCGGCUCCGCAGGCGCGGCCUGAGGCGCUGGGCCCAGCGCUCCCGCUCGCUCCGGGCGGCCUCAGCGGCCCCGGCGGCCUCAGCCCGGUCCCCGUUGACUCCGCUCCCAGCCGCGGCCGUCCCGAAGCGCGGCGAAGAUGUCGCGGCCCGUCAGGAACAGGAAAGUGGUCGAUUACUCCCAGUUUCAGGAAUCAGAUGAUGCUGAUGAUGAUUAUGGGAGAGAUUCAGGUCCCCCAUCCAAGAAAAUCCGUUCGUCUCCCCGAGAGGCCAAAAACAAGAGGAGAUCUGGGAAGAAUUCUCAGGAGGACAGUGAGGAUUCAGAAGACAAAGAUGUGAAGACUAAGAAAGAUGAUUCACACUCAGCAGAUGAAGAUUUUGGUAGUGAAGACGACGACGUAGGAGCUGACGAUGGCAAAGCCGACAGCGACUACGAGAGCUCUCAAAAAAGCAAAAAAGGAAAGAAAGCUAAACCAGACAAGAAUAAGAGAGCAGCCUCCAAAUCCAGGAAAAGACCUGCAGAGGACAGCGAGGAUGAGAAGGAAGAUCACAAAAGUGUUCGUCAGCAGCGGCAGGCGGCGUCCAAAGCAGCCUCCAAACAACGGGAGAUGCUCAUGGAUGAUGUGGGCAGUGAGGAGGAAGAGCAAGAGGAUGAUGAGGCACAGUUCCAGGAGACAGAUUCAGGAAGUGAUGAAGACUUCCUCAUGGAAGAUGAUGAUGACAGUGACUAUGGCAGUUCAAAAAAGAAAAAUAAGAAGGUCUCCAAGAAAUCCAAGCCAGAGAGGAAAGAAAAGAAAAUGCCCAAACCCAGACUAAAGGCUACAGUGACCCCCAGCCCAGUGAAAGGCAAAGGGAAGGCAGGUCGCCCCACAGCUUCCAAGGCAACAAAAGAAAAGACCCCAUCCCCCAAAGAAGAGGAUGAAGAGCCUGAAAGUCCCCCAGAAAAGAAAAAAUCAGCCAGCCCUCCACCAGAAAAAUCAGGGGAUGAGGGAUCUGAAGAUGAAGCACCCUCUGGUGAAGAUUAAAAUGGCAGUUGAGGAAAAUCUUUGUUUAAAAAAAAAAAAAAAGAGGAAAAAAAGGAAAAGAAAACAAUACUUAGGGGUAGAACACGGUUUUGGCUGUGGCUUGACUCAUGGGCUUUGAAUGCUGUCUUUACUUUCAGCUGUUUAAUACAGUGUAUUCUUUUUUAAUAAGAGGAAACCCUUCUACAGUAAGAUUUUGAAGUCAGUGUUCUCUGUUGGCCAUUCCGUUCUCCCUCCCCUGCCAAAUCUGAAAAGCCAUUUGAGACAAAUUAACAGACCAUUCAAUAUUUUAUUUUUUUUUUUCCAAGGGAUACUGCAGUUGUGAAGCAAUAAGGUUUGAGACUGAUCUGUGGAAACCAUACUUACAAAUCCUUAAGUAGAAUAGAUUUUCCCAGUGCUGGUAAGAGCUGUUUAAAACUAUUAUUCUGUAUUUGGAAUAUAUGGGGGAAAAAAGAAAAGGAACUUGUGCUUUAACAGACUUGGAGAUGAGUUCACUCUCAGCAGAAAUGUAGUUGAUGAAAUUCCAAUGGAGGAGGAUGGAACACAGGGAGGAAUCCUGUGUUUCUUGGAUUCAGGCACGUUUUUCAUGGAAAGCAAUCAAGAAACUCGGAGAUGCUCCAGUGUCUUUGGUUUAGAAAAGACCCUCCAGUCAGGAUGGGAGAUCUUUUGUCUCUGCUGGAUAGAAUACUGUUCUGCUGUAGGCAAACUGCAGCCCAUUCCAGACAAAAUUCAGAUAUUAACCUACAGCCUUCCCACAUCCGUUCACCCUUACUUUAUUCCUUCUGUAGAGGGACAAAACAGGGAAGAGAAAUGGCAAAAUCACUUCUAAAACUGCUUUCCAUUGGAUAUCAUGGAAAAUGGGCUUAUUACAGAUUCUUCCCAGGAAAAAAAAAACAAAUUAAUGGGUAAUAUAAAAUGAAAUUCUUCAGCUUACGGGGCGAGGGGUGUCCUUUUGUGGGUGUGAGCAAAGGGUUCCUGUAGUGCUCUGGUCACUUGGGAUCCCAUGAGUCAGCCUUGAGGGGUUCUGUUCCCUCCCUCCUGCCCUCAGCAGAGCUCCAGGGAUCCCUGGCAGAGGGGGCACAGGGACACUGAGCACUCCUGUGCCCACCCUGCUCCCUCUGGGGUCUGUGGGAUCAGCUCCCAUCCUGUGUGUGGGGUCUGUGGGAUCAGCUCCUCACCCCUUCCUGCCUGGGGGAUUUACUCAAUCCCCUCCUACUUGUGGGAUCUGCUCCCCUUCUGCCUCUGGGAUCUGUGGGAUCAGCUCCUCACCCCUUCCUGUGGGAUCUGUAGGAUCAGCUCCUCACCCCUCCUGUGGGAUUUACUCAGUCCCCUCCUGCCUGUGGGAUUUACUCAGUCCCCUCCUACUUGUGGGAUCUGAUCCCCUCCUGCCUGUGGGAUCUGUAGGAUCAGCUCCUCACCUCCUGUGGGAUUUACUCAAUCCCCACCCUCCUGUAGGAUCAGCUCCCACCCCUCUAAGGGAUCUGUGUGGGGCACUGGAGCUGGGAGCAGCUGCAGUCAGGAUGUCCCUGUCUCCCUCAGCAUUUUAUUUUUUUUUUUUUUAAUCCAAGCAGCCAUAUCCUUUCUUCCUUUUUCUGUUUUCUAAACGUUAAACUCCACAACCCUUGGUUUUCACACCCUUACACAGAAUUUUCUGCCGAGUUUGUUGGUGGAACCAUUGAAAACUGGACCUGCUGUUUUUAUUUUUAUUUUUUCCUUAAACCCUCUGUGCUUCUGUCUGUUGCUCACACUCUCUUCCAGCUGACAAAUUCUGCAUUUUUCUUGUGUUUAUUAUUUUUUUUAAUCACAGAAGUACCCAUUUUGUAACCAGCCUCUCAAAGGUAACUAAUAAGGCAGCUAAUUAACGAGUUUGGGAUUUCUGCUGUACGUGGCAGCAGAUUUAGAAUUGUUUUUGGGAUUUUGGAGAGUUCUUAAGAGGUGACACACUAAAUAUGAUCAGGAAGGACCCUGACUCUGUAGGAAGCUGAAGAUGCUGAGCACAGGUGGGGAAUGGAAUAUUCCUCCAGCAGCUGAGUAAUUGUCCCUGUGUGAUUCCCUAGCCCUGGAUUUUCUUGAGGCUGGUAAAUUCCUUUAUCUUAUAAAAAUUGGAAGUUCUCUAACAUUCUUCACUCUCAUGGAACUACUGUUGCAGUUACAAUAAAGAUGAUGUAUCAUUGUAAAUCUUUAAUUUUAUUUUUUAAAGUGCUUUGAUUUUUUUUUUUAUUUUUUUUUUCAGAACAGCUCCAGGCUGCAGGGAAAUCUCAGUCUUGAAAAAGAAAAUGUAAUCUCCUGUCCCAAACUUCUUCCCACCUGCUGGAUUUCUGGGAGAGCAGAAAUUCCUUCAACUACUUGAGUAAUUCUGAGAAAAUAAACAGCCACAUUUUAAAAAUAAAAAUCAUUUGGGGGGGUAACAAACUCUUGUGCAAAUCUGAUUCCCAGAGUUGUUCCCUGCAGCCCAGACUGUUUCAAGCUCCAUUGGGUUCUUAGGUUUUGGGUUUUUUUUUUUUUUUUUUAAUUUAAGUGUACAAGGAGAAUUCCAGGUGAUCAGUUCUUGGAUGUUUUCUGAAAUGUAUUUUGUGAUUCUCACCUAAAAUAUAUUUUUUCUAACAUGGUUAAGGGGGAGAAAAAUCCUUUAUUUGUUUCAGUUCAGCUUUUGGUUUGUUUGAUCCUGGCAAGUUUGGCCCUGUCUUUUCCAAAGCUGUUCUGCUUUCUGCCACGUUCAUUCCUGAUGUGUUGGAGGCUGCCUGAUGCUUCUGUGUCUCACAGCCCAAACACUCUGAAAAUCCCACAUUUUGAGGAUUCUGUAAUUUCUUCUAAACCUGUUUUGCUGAUUUAAGCCCUAAUGAUGUCUAUUAGAAAUACAGCAAAUAAUUUCACGUUUUUACAGAUAGGAGAAAAUUGUCAAGGUGAAUUUUUUUUAUUACUUUGUUUAUUUUUAACAUCAUUUUUUCAGCAGCAGCAGACUUCAUCUUUUAAAAAACCCAUUGGAAUUAAUUAGCAUUAAGCAUUCUGGAAGGAAAGCUGGGAAAAUGCCUUUCUUGAGGAGCAUGAAGAGAUUUUUGGAGGAGCUGAAAGUUUCAUUCACAGGAGGAAGAGGCUUUGAGAAGAUUCUCUGUCCCACAGCUGUAGUUCUGGAGCUUUGCAGAGAGAGAAAAUGGAUUUAUUCCAAAAUUCAUUGAGUCUCCAGCCCUGCCCUGGUCUUGCUGUUAAAAUUUCAGCUCAGAGCUUCCAUCCUGUCCCUGAAUCCAACCACCACAGCCAGCUCUGGUUUAUGGCACAAACAGUCAGAAACCUGCAAUUCCUGCUGGGAUUUUGUGCUGAAGAUGGUUUGGUUCAGUUCCAGGGGGGUCAGCAGGAGAAUGACCUGAGCUAGGGGGGUCAGGAGGGGCUGAAAAAUGGAGCAGCUGAGGAGCUUUUAAUCAAUUUUAAUUUCCUCCAGGCAGAGAGAGAGGGGAGAGAAGCAGCAUCACCAAGGCAGUGGCACAAAUCUCAAAUUCCUGGGGUGUUUUUUUUUUCUUUUUUUCCUUUUUUUCCCCCCCUUUUUUUUUUUUUUUUAAUUCAGUUUUUAAAUCUUCCCUCCCCUGAUGGUCACAAAGGUACAAAAGCCACUGAGGCAGCCAGGUGAGAGAGAGGGAGGGAAGCAAUCUGUACCACGCUGGAAGCUUUUUGGAGCUGUAGAAAACUGGUGCUUUGCUUUUUUUUGUCCUUUGUUUGUGAAGCGUUUAUUUUUCUAACAGAUCCUAGCGUUGAAUACACGGUUCCUAAAAGCUACAAACUGAUGCAGGAGUUGUAAUAAUUAGAUUAAUUCAUUCAUCUGUUGGAGGGGGGAGGAAACGGAGCAGUUUUGAGGGACGCUGUCACAGAAAUGUCGGUGGAAUUUAGGACGUGUGAGUUUGGGGAGGGGGUGGUUGUCACAUCCUUACCUGGAAAUGAUAAACUCCGUGUUUAUCUGACCAAACAGAACAUUUCCCCUCAGCUUUGAGUGUUUCCCUGCAGUUAUAGGAGGCUUAAAUCCAAGUGCUGAUGGAAUAGAAGCAACACUAAAGCUUUGUUCUGGCUGUCCUGGAGGAUUUUUGGGGUUGUUUUUAUUUUUUUUUUUGGACCCAGUCAGAGCAGGGAGAGCCACCAGUGCCCUUCAGAGACCUCCCCAAACCCAACCUAGCUCUAAAUCCAAUUCCAAACUUGCCACUCGAGUAGCUGAAUGUUUUUUUUCCAUGGAACUCUUGCUGCUGCAGCCAGGAGUUGUCGUGGGCCGUGUCCCCGCCGUGAGCCCCAGCAUGCUCAGUGUGACUGCAAAGCACCCGUGUGCAAACGCUCUGUACAGUGGGGCCAGGG